AUGAAUAUGCGUCAUUUCAACGCGGCAAUCUUGACGCACGUCAAAUGGACGCAGCCAUUUGGACGAACGACAAUUGGACGCAUACGUCAUUUCGACGCAUAUAUUGAAGCUAAGAAAACUAGAAAUCUAAUAAAGGAAUAUGCAACAACAACAGUAACAACUACAAGAGCUAUACUGGGAGAAACGUCAGCACAGUUACCCUGUGCAGUGGUAGGACAGCUACCGAAUAUUAAAUGCUUGAAGAAAACAAUACAGCGGUCUAGAAAAAUGGUGGAAGCCAGUCCUUCAAACCCUCAAUCAUACAAUUUUGAAAUUCCAAAUAAAUUCCAAAUUACGUUAGACAGUGAACAAUUUUUAUUAUUUGACAGUGGCGAUAAUGGUAAUUAUGACGUACGGAUUCUAUUAUUUUCAACAGAAAAAAGUUUAAACGUAUUAAGAAAUUCGGAUCAUUGGUUUUCGGAUGGAACGUUUUCAUCUUGUCCAAAUUUAUUUGGUCAAUUAUAUACGAUUCAUGCAGUUUACUCUGGUGAAAUGAUACCGUUAGUGUAUGUUUUGUUGCCCGAUAAAAAAGAAGUAACGUAUAAUAAAAUGUUUCAAGCAUUAAAAUCCCUUAAGUUUGAUUUAUGUCCGAAAUCAUUUACAACAGAUUUUGAAAAAGCAGGAAUGAACUCUAUCAAAAAUGAAUUUCCAAGUACAGAAAUACAUGGCUGUUUUUUCAUUUUAUUCAAGCAGUUUGGCGAAAAAUUCAAAACUACGGAUUGA
Molecule: messenger RNA, 762 nt
Organism: Metopolophium dirhodum (rose-grain aphid)
Lineage: Eukaryota; Metazoa; Arthropoda; Insecta; Hemiptera; Aphididae
Exons: 3
Coding region: 1-762 (253 amino acids)
Source: RefSeq, a predicted model, not a curated record